Molecule: messenger RNA, 272 nt
Organism: Mycena citricolor
Lineage: Eukaryota; Fungi; Basidiomycota; Agaricomycetes; Agaricales; Mycenaceae
Source: the annotation of a GenBank genome assembly
AUCGAAGUAAAAUCGAAACCGAAAUCGAUACCUCAUGUCUCGCGAAAAGCUCGUUAAUCAAAAUAAUUUACGUCCUUUGCUCACUGGUUGGAGCCAAAUUCCCGGAAAUCAGGAGCCGUGAGGACCCAGUGUCCCGGCUGCUCACGCAGGUUCUCUCAUCCUCACGCAGAGCACGAGCGAGGACUUCGAGAUGGUCUACCCGCUCGGGCUCUCCGCGGCGCGUACAGAAGGCGGGCUCACCAUCAUACACUUAUAGCAUCGUUAUUUCUCCC